CUUCCGGGUGAGCGCAAUGGCGACGGACGUGGGCUCCUAGGGCUCUGGGAACCCAACUCGAGACCGGCGUCUAUCGGGGCCCCAACCCCCGGUCCUGCCGUGGAUCGAAGCGACAGAGAUUGGCGUAGCCAAGGUCUACUCCCGACGACCCCAAAGAUCUGCCGUUCCUCAAGAACGGCGGCUCGAGAGGGUCCGGGAUCCCUGGCCAGCUAGACGCGGUUCGUGAAGCAGGAACUUUUCCUGCACAAGCCGCUCGCCGCACUCACUUCAACAACAACAACAACACAGAAAAUACACAGAGAAUAUACGAAAAUCGGGCACAGGGGGGGCCCGUAAAAACGUAAGUAAGCUCUGUUGGAUCGCUAAUUUCCUCGGGAGGUGAAAGUAGGAUAAACAAUUAAACAAUUAAAAUAACAAGAACAACAUCGACAGAUUGAAUGUGAGCUGACUGAAUGGCUAUAAGUAGCAAGUUUGUCUAUCCGACCAAGCUGAGGGAAAAAAAAAAAAAGCGGACUAAGAAAAGACAGAUCUAGCGAUCAUUUCCCUCUUUCUCUAUACACGGCAGCAAUUUAAAACCGGGGAAACCAAAUGAGAAAAGUCAACCUUCGGCCAUUAGUUUUGCAUGGGCUCCGAUAUUAAGGCAGCGAAUAAGAGAUAAUCAGCGCAAAGACUGACCUUGAAAGAAGGAUUAGCGGUGUUGUGUCUUCAGUUCUCAACUCCCACGCGCCCGGCAAGAGGUGGAGAGAGGUCUCCACCCCGAGCCGGAAGCGAGGGAACGCUAACGAGGGAACGCCGGAAGCGAGUCACCCCGCACCAGGAAGCGAGGGAACGCUAACGAGGGAAACACACACCAUAGAGCGGCGGAAUAGACUCCACUCCUUGGAAGGCUGUCUGAUAGCGCGCCUCGUAGAGGUAAAUUAACAAAAUAAGCUGCCAAUUAGGUGAACAGUAAACACCACUAGGAGCCCUCAACUGGGACGUCGGGGCGACUGGGCGGUGCUUUAUGUUAACGUCCAACCACUAAAAGCAGAGACCACAAACAACAUAAAACCCAGACACCAACAGAAUCAAGAAGGGGACAGUUAGACAAGACCUCAAAGAGAAGAGACACGGAAGGCAUAGUCCCCGGAUACAUCUUGUGGACCAAGAAGCAUCCAACUGAAAAAUACAAAUCAAACAGAACCCGUACUCAAUAUCCAAUAUAAAUCAAACGGAGACCAGAAUGGCAACAUUCCGUGGAAAAUGGGACAAAGAUACAAAAGAAGCUAAGUCAACACCAAGGAGGAACUCCUUACCAGAGGAUGUCAACUGGAAAGAUCUCCUUCGGGAAAUCCAAUCCAUAUCAAACAAACAAGACUUGCUUCAAAAGGAAAUACACGAAAUAGCUCGGAAACAAGACACGCAACACAAGAUAUUACAAGAGGACAUGGCUGAUCUCAAAAAAGAAAUUAAACAAGAAGUGAACAUGAUAAAAACGGAAGUUGUAAAAAACAUCCAAGAAAUCUCGGGACUAAAACUCCAGAACGACAAAAUGGAGAAAAUACAACUAAAAAUGCAAAGGAAAUUAGAGACACUAGAAGCUAAGAACAGCAGGAUAGAGAAGAUACAGGAUAAAUUAGAACAAAACACUACAGAUUUCCAACUAAGACUCAGGAACAUACAAGAAGAGCCAAAAGAAAAUAUUAAACAAAUUUCAGCUCAGAUAAUAGCCAAAAUUUUAAAUUGUACAGAACAGGACGCAUCUGAACAAAUAGAUACAGCCCACAGGAUAUACACAAAUUAUGCAAAAAAAAACAAAGUAGCUAGAGAUACGAUUGUCCAUUUUGUAAAAAAAAGCACAAGAGAAGAGGUCUUCCGAGGCUCCAAACGUCAACCAACGAUAUACAAAGAGAGUAAAAUCAUGGUGUACAAAGAAUUCCCGCAAUCCACAUUAAACAGCAGAAGGAAAUAUCUGUUCCUAACAGAUGAACUGAAACGGCUUCAAAUUAAAUUUAGAUGGGAAAGACAAGAAGGAUUGAUGCUAACAUAUAAAGAGGAGAGAGUCUGGAUAAAAAGCGAGGAGAAAGCUGACGAAUUCUACAGGAAAUUAAAAAAGGAUAUACUACAACAAACCAAGCAGCAACCACCGAGCCUGGAAAAGAACCCAAGGCAGGCAAAGAAAAGAAGACAAGACUCUCCCAAAGAGAUACAGAUAGCCCUAUUCAAUGAAGAUACUGAAGAUAAUCCAGAGGAAGAUGUGGAGGAGGAAGAAGAAGGCGCACUAGAAUAGUCCUAGCCAGAAACUGGAAAGAAGGGAAAAACCUCAGCAAAGAAGAAUGGAUGGAAAAACUAUUGGAUAUCAGAAACAUGGACAGACUGACCUUUCUUCUCAAAAAAUCUACGGGACAACCAAUGAAGGAAACAAACUGGACAUUACUAGACAACUACCUACAUGAGACUACGACCUGAUGUGAAACAUGGACUGGAAGUUAGUCGAUUGGAAGUCUCCCUCUAACCCCCCCCCCCUCCACCCCUACCUCUCUCUACCUCUCCCUCCCCCCAGCUGAGCCCUCCCCUCUUCUUUUCUUCCACCCCCACCCUUACUCCAGCCCCCCUUCCUAUCCUUCCCCAAACCCUCCUAUUAUGGACACUUCGUUUUUUCCCCACCCCCCUCCCUUCUCUCCCUGCAUUCUGCCUCCCCCCUUUUUUAUACUGAUGUUAACUAC
This is a messenger RNA of Anolis carolinensis (green anole), 2705 nucleotides long. RefSeq lists its product as uncharacterized. The record is from RefSeq and is a predicted model, not a curated record. The transcript has 2 exons. The coding region runs from base 1223 to 2269 and encodes 348 amino acids. Lineage: Eukaryota; Metazoa; Chordata; Lepidosauria; Squamata; Anolidae.